Molecule: messenger RNA, 1337 nt
Organism: Neltuma alba
Lineage: Eukaryota; Viridiplantae; Streptophyta; Magnoliopsida; Fabales; Fabaceae
Product: F-box/kelch-repeat protein At5g15710-like
Exons: 1
Coding region: 56-1177 (373 amino acids)
Molecular function (GO): protein binding
Source: RefSeq, a predicted model, not a curated record
CACCAAAUAUAUUCAAAGGCUUCAUCUUUAAGCUCGUUUCACUGUUUCAGCAUCUAUGUGGAGCAAUCUUCCCUUUGAUGUUUUAGCUAAUAUCUUCUCCUUUCUCUCCCCAGAUUCUCUAGCCAGAGCUAGAUCAGCCUGCAAGAAUUGGAACCUAUGUUCCAAGACUUGUAACUCUUUUAACUUAUCAGCCUCAAGACCACAUUCUACUCACCAACCGUGGUUCUUGGGUCUUCCAAUUAGGAACCAGAAGCCAUGUUGCUAUGCUCACAAUCCAGUCCUCAACAAUUGGUAUGAGUUAUCCCUAGAGUUUUUGCCAGUGCCUGUGAGAGCAGUUUCUCCUAUAGGGAGCCUCCUUCUGUUAAAAGUCUCUCAUUCUAUUACUCUCCAACUUGCUAUAUGCAAUCCCUUUUCAAGGCAGUUUCGUUAUCUUCCUCAAUUGAACAUUUCAAGAACAAACCCAGCAGUGGGAGUUGUAGUUUUGAACCAGGGAGUUCAAUUCCCUUCCUUUAGAAUCUAUGUGGCCGGGGGGAUGUCCGAGGCCACGCAAGGCGGUGGCGCCACCUAUGAACGCACGACAGAGAUGUAUGACUCACAGCUUGACGAGUGGCGGAUUGUGGGGUCCAUGCCGGUGGAAUUUGCCGUCAGGCUUACAGUUUGGACUCCAAAUGAGAGUGUACGCAUUGAGAAUGUUUUAUAUUGGAUCACUUCUGCGAGAGUUUACAGUGUAAUUGGGUUUGACAUUGCCACAAACACAUGGGAGGAGCUAAGUGUGCCCAUGGCAGAGAUGCUAGAAUUUGCCACACUCGUUCGGAGGAAUGGGGUUUUGGGUUUGGUUGGAGGGACAAGUGGUGGGGAUGCUUGUAUUUGGGAGAUGAAGGAAGGGAAAGUUUGGGGUUUGAAAAAUAAGGUACCAGGUGAAUUGGGGUGGAAAUUGUUGGGAGGAAACAAGAGGAAUUGGGAUGGUACAAAGUGUGUGGGAAAUGAUGAAGCUAUUUGUUUGUACAGAGACCUUGGUUCAGGCAUGGUGGUUUGGAGAGGAGUUAGAAAUGAGAGUAGUGAAUGGGAAUGGAAUUGGGUUGAAGGGUGUGAUUGCAUCAAGGGUAAAAAGGUCCACAGAUGCUCAAUAAGGGGAAUACUAAUUCACCCAAGCCUUGCUUCUACUUGCAUUUUUUGAUUGAGGGACAUGGCAUUCUUGACUAUUUUCAUGUCUCUCUCACAACACCUAGCUAGUUGCGUGAUUUUGUAAGCAAUAAAUCGAGAAGGCCGAGUAAUAUAUAUCAUUCAAUAUUUGUAAAACUACUUGGUAAUAAUUCUAUGGUGUUUCUUCAACUGUA